AGUCCCAUGGUGCCUCGCGGGCGCUGGCUGUCCUGCGCAGGCGCGGCCGCUCUCCGGUGUCCUCUCUGCGGGCGAACUAGGCCGCGGUACCGAGGCGGAGACCGCGGGAGCUCGUGUGAGAGUGGAGCCCGCCGCGCGCCGCCGCUAUGCCAGACAGCUGGGACAACAACGUGUACCCCGAGCCCCCGCGCCGCACGCCGGCGCACUCCCCGCAGACCUCUCUGACCAACCCUAUCACCUAUUUUACGAAGGCUUUCGACCUCCUCGUGGACCGGCCAGUGACCCUCGCGAGAGAGUUUAUAGAGCGGCAGCAUGCCAAGAACAGGUAUUUCUACUACCACCGUGAGUUCCGCCGCGUGCCGGACAUCACUGAGUGCAAGGAAAAGGACAUAUUGUGCAUGUUUGAAGCAGAAAUGCAAUGGAGAAGAGACUACAAAGUUGAUCAGGAAAUCGUCAACAUUAUCCAGGAAAGGCUAAAGGCCUGUCAGCAGAGGGAAGGUGAGAGCUACAGGCAGAACUGUGCCAAGGAGGUGGAGCAGUUUACCCAGGUGGCCAAGGCCUACCAGGACCGCUAUCAUGACCUGGGGGCCCAUUAUUCUGCCAGGAAGUGCCUGGCAAAACAGAAGCAGAGAAUGCUGGCAGAGAGAAAAGCCACCAAAGAGGCUGCUGCUGCCUGAAGCAGCUCGAGCCACCUCACGUGUGUCUGUUGCUGUUGCUAAAAUAAAGAGUAAUGGAA
Messenger RNA from Kogia breviceps (pygmy sperm whale), 736 nucleotides. RefSeq names its product NADH:ubiquinone oxidoreductase subunit B10 (gene NDUFB10). NCBI's taxonomy places the organism in Eukaryota, Metazoa, Chordata, Mammalia, Artiodactyla, Physeteridae. The record is from RefSeq and is a predicted model, not a curated record.